This is a messenger RNA of Salarias fasciatus (jewelled blenny), 2793 nucleotides long. RefSeq names its product RNA binding motif protein X-linked (gene rbmx). NCBI's taxonomy places the organism in Eukaryota, Metazoa, Chordata, Actinopteri, Blenniiformes, Blenniidae. The transcript is spliced from 10 exons. Gene Ontology annotation, molecular function: RNA binding. Bases 161 to 1345 code for a protein of 394 amino acids. The record is from RefSeq and is a predicted model, not a curated record.
UUUUUUUAUCGACUAAAAUACGGUACGGGGAUUUGUUGAGCUUACUCUUCAGCUGCACUAAUUUCUUGCUUGCAUUAUAGACAUAAGCUAAAACCAUUGCGCGCCUUUCGCCAUUUUGCGCACCCAACAUUCUUGCUUAGCAAGGUAGUUAUUUUGCAGCAUGGCAGAGGCAGACCGACCGGGGAAGCUCUUCAUCGGGGGCCUCAACACGGAGACAACCGAGAAGGCCCUGGAGCAGUACUUCAGCAAAUAUGGCCGAAUAGUAGAAGUUCUUCUGAUGAAAGAUCGUGAAACUAACAAGUCCAGAGGGUUUGCAUUUGUCACUUUUGAAAGUCCUGCAGAUGCAAAGGAUGCAGCAAGAGAGAUGAAUGGAAAGUCUCUUGAUGGCAAGCCUAUCAAAGUGGAGCAAGCUACAAAGCCUCAGUUUGAGAGUGGUGGGAGACGGGGACCUCCACCCAUGCACUCCCGGACUCGUGGUCCUCCCAGAGGACCCCGUGGUUCAAGAGGAGGCCCCGGUGGCAUGAGGGGCCCGCCAUCCAGAGAUUACUAUGAUAAUUCAGGAAGCAUGGACCCCUUCUUCAAGGGGAUGUCGUCCAGGGGCCCACCUCCAAUGAAGCGAGGACCCCCAGUUCGCAAUGGAGGCCCUCCACCCAAGAGGUCCGCCCCAUCUGGGCCCAUGAGCAGACCUCCCAUGUCAAGGGACAGGGAUCCUUAUGGACCACCGCCACCUCGCAGAGACUCCAUGAUGUCCAGAAGGGAUGAUUAUCCGUCGCCGAGAGAUGACCAUUACAACUCAAAAGACAGCUACUCCAGUCGGGAUUAUAAUUCCAGAGAUUCAAGGGACUACGGGCCUCCCCCCAGAGACUAUUCCUACAGAGAAUAUUCUAACUCCAGCUCCCGAGAUGACUAUGGCUCAAUGUCAAGAGGAUACAGUGACCGUGACAGUUACGGAGGAGGCCGGGAACCAAGAGGCUACAUGGACCGUCCCAGUGGUGGCUCCUACCGAGAGUCGUAUGAUGGCUACGGUAACUCUCGCAGCGCCCCGCCCUCACGGGGUCCCCCACCAUCCUAUGGUGGGAGCAGUGGAAGCAGUCGUUACGAUGACUAUGGCAGCAGUUCCCGGGAUGGCUAUGGCAGUCGUGACAGUUACCCCAGCAGUCGGAGUGACCAAUAUCCACCUAGCCGUGGAGACCGAAUGGGCAGGCAGGAGAGGGGCCCGGCCCCCCCUGCCGACAGAGGCUACCCUCCCCGUGACUCGGGCUACAGCAGCUCGAGCCGCGGAGGGCCACGCGGCGGCCGCGGCGGCAAUCGAGUCGAUAGGGGAAUGGCUCGCAGCAGAUACUGAACUGGACACAUUCAAACAAGCAUCAGUCUCCGUGCACAGUCGACACGUGUUUUGGAUGAGUUCUGACCUAGUCAUGUCUAAGUUUGUGGGAUACGAAGAUUAGGCUUAAACGUUAUGACUUCCCCAGUUUUUUUUUUUAAAUGUGUAAAGGUUCUUUUUUUAGUUUUUUAGUAUCUUUUGCUUAUGUCACAGUACAGUUAUUGAGUGAGUGUUAGUUUUUUUUUUGUACAUUCAAUACUGUUGGAAUCUGCAUUGCCCUCUCCAUUUGGCUUUCCUACUCUUAAUAAAGCUUUUAGUUGUAACGUGACCACUGCUCAUCAAUUUUCCCAACAAGAGACCGUAACGUGAAUGUACAGUGACGACGUGAUCUCCUCUCCUCUGCUCGUGAUUUAGAAGGAUUCAAGUGACGUGAGUUCAUAUAUAACAGAAAUGUGCUUCCCCCCCCUGGACACUGCUGUUUUCAAGGUUAGGCAAAUGUUACUGUCAAAAUGUUCCAAUGUAGUUUCCUUGGAAAUGGAUCCAUCACCAUAGAGCUAUUUGAUGGCAUGCAGCGACAAAACCAAAGGCAACAACAAGCAAAUACAUCUCGACUGGUAGUCAACAGCUGGUAAGCAAAGCAACCCUCUUUGUUUCUCAUCUGUAAAUGAGUUUCUCAUUAUCCUGUAAUGCAGUCGCCACUAAAAGGGUGAUGUUCAAGACAACUUUUGCCUCAGGAGAGAAAAGAAAAAAGGUCGACUGAAGUGAGUUUUUUUUUUUUUGUAAUCAGUUUUCCUGCAGCUAAAAGACAAGUGCUCCAACAUCCCUGGAAGUUUUUUUUUUUUGCCUUUUCAACAAUGAAAGUUUUUGACAACUUUUUUUCUCAAAUAAACCUUCAAACACAGCGAUCCUUUUUGACUAAGCAAUCGUCCAAACUUCAGUGAUUGGCAACAGUGCAAUUUCACAUUAUAUUUAACAAUGUAUUUUUUUCUCCCACUGGUAAUUACCUCAAUGCCUUUUUUUUUAAAAAUAAAAUAAUGAUUUUCUCAGUAUCAAAACGUUUUCUACAAGCAUGCCAGUUCAAACAAUGGAGACCUCUGGAGGAACGCCAACGUCUGAACUACCAAACUGGAAAUUAUCGCUGAAGCAAAAUUUCACUCGGACCGAGGGCUACAAUGUCAUCUUCUGAAAUUUUAAGAAUACACCGUCAAGGAAAGAGCAACAUUUUAAUUGUAGAUUUUCAUUUCAGGAUGAAGAAACGCUCCAAGGCCGCUGCUCUUGCAACAUACUUCAUAUUGUGUCCUCCAAUAGUUGGACCAAUUAAACCGCGACGCGUCAGUGUGCACCCACACCCAAGCUGUUGCAGCUCUCUGACGGUGCUGGUUCGAGCUUUUCUUCCAGUAGAGAGAAUGUUGACCGGGAAGAAAUGUGAAGACGGGUUUGUGAUGAUUUAAAUAAAGGCUUGAAGUACA